AAAAAAAAAUUUCCUUCUGCCUUCACCAAGCGAAGAGCGCUUUAAAGUCGAAAAAGCCGCCGAGCCGCAGCCUGUUGGGCGGGAUGGUCGCCACGACCUCGCGACCGCGCUCUCGGCACCGCCUUCGCGCGGCACAGCACACCCCACCCUCGGGCGGGCGGUGACCCGAUCCAACCUAGCUCCGUUAUAACCUUACAAAUAACCGCCCGUCGCCACCAGCAUCCCUAAUCUUUCAUUUUGUACUUCUCAUCAUGGCCUUUUCCUCCCAACAGACCUCCGCCGCCGCUGCCGGCGAAUACUCGCCGGCCUCGCUUCCCUCCCGCCCCGGCUUCCCUCCCCCUUGCUGGUCCCACGACGAAACCCUAUCCCUAAUCGAAUCCUAUCGCGACAAGUGGCACUCCCUCCGCUGCGGCAACCUCCGCGCCGCUGACUGGGGAGAGGUCGCCGCUGAUGUGUCCCGCCGCUGCUCCCACCUUCCCUUCGCCACCCCCAAGACCUCCGUUCAGUGCCGCCAUAAGGUAGAAAAACUCCGCAAACGAUUCCGAUCCGAGCGGCUCCGAUCCGGCAACCUUCGUCGCUCUUCUCCCUGGCCUUUCUUCCACAUUAUGGAAUCCCUCUACCACCGUCCCCAUUCCGAUUCCGACUCCGGCACAGCCGGAAAUACCCGCAGCAGCGACCACCGCCGCAUGCCCAAUGGCGGCCAAGGGCUCCAAUUCACGAUCCCCAAGGCUCUCCGGUCCAAGAUCGUUAACCCUUGUUCCGGCGGCGGGCGGGUGUCGAAGUCUUCUAUGCAGGAGAUAAGGCGGAGGGUGGAGAUGACAAGGAUUGAGGAGAGGGAGAGGAAGAAGGAGAGGGAGGGAGACGCUGUGGGGGAUAUGAUUGCGGCUCUGAGGAAGCUCGGGGAUGGGUAUAUGAGAAUGGAGCGGAUGAAGAUGGACAUGGCCAGGGAGACGGAGAGAUUUAGAAUGGAGAUGGAACUGAAGCGGACGGAAGCGAUGCUCGAUUUGCACAGUCAGAUUGUUGAUGCGUUUGCAAAGAGAUUCGCUGGCAGUGUGAACAAGAAGGCCAAACUUUCUCCGAGUGCUUGAAAUGGAGGUGCGUUCUUGCGGGUUUAGGUUUCUUAGAUGACAGGAAAUUAGAAGAGAUGGAUGAUCAUUAAUCACUAUAAGUUAGCUUGUUCUUUUUGCUUUUUUGGAUAGAACUUUUGCCAUAGAUUGGAUUAUUCAUUAUUGCUUCAGGCUGCUGGACCAAUAGAGAAUUUAUUCUGGGUUUUUCCCACUUUUUCAGCUUGCUAAAAUCAUGGUGCCUAGUAAUCCUAAGUGAUAGUUGCUCUGUUUCAUUGAUA
This is a messenger RNA of Dendrobium catenatum, 1345 nucleotides long. RefSeq names its product trihelix transcription factor ASIL1-like. The transcript has a single exon. Gene Ontology annotation, molecular function: transcription cis-regulatory region binding. Gene Ontology annotation, cellular component: nucleus. Bases 252 to 1088 code for a protein of 278 amino acids. NCBI's taxonomy places the organism in Eukaryota, Viridiplantae, Streptophyta, Magnoliopsida, Asparagales, Orchidaceae. The record is from RefSeq and is a predicted model, not a curated record.